Amorphotheca resinae ATCC 22711 is the source of this 1073-nucleotide messenger RNA. RefSeq lists its product as hypothetical. NCBI's taxonomy places the organism in Eukaryota, Fungi, Ascomycota, Leotiomycetes, Helotiales, Amorphothecaceae. The transcript has a single exon. The coding region runs from base 24 to 659 and encodes 211 amino acids. Gene Ontology annotation, biological process: protein phosphorylation. Gene Ontology annotation, molecular function: ATP binding; protein kinase activity. The record is from RefSeq and is a predicted model, not a curated record.
UGCGAAAAGCAGCUUACCCAGGUAUGACUAGAAAACAAAGUCUUCGGGAUAUCGAGCACGAGUACAAAAUAUAUCAGAGAUUACCGCCUCACGAUCGUCUCCUGAAAAUGAUGGGCUACUCUAAGGAAGACGGCCUUAUUCUGGAAUACAUGCCAAACGGCAAUCUGAGAGAAUAUCUACAGGAUAAAGCCGCAGACUUGAGCCUCCACCAACGACUUCAAUGGGCGUGCGAUGCUGCUGAAGCACUGCACCUUGUCCAUUCACACAAUGUCAUCCACUGCGACGUGAAACCGGAAAAUUUUCUGUUAGACCAUAGCCUCCGGCUUCGGAUAAUAGAUUUCUCGGGCUCGUCUAUUGACGGAUCGUAUUUUUCGGCGGUUGAAGGCGCAAGAUUCUGCCUUCCUCGCGCCUGGGAGGCGCCCUCGACGGUUGUGACAGACGUGUUCGCACUGGGCUCAACUAUCUACGAGAUUAUGACCGGUACGCAACCUUACGCCGAGCAUACAGAUGAGGAGGUAGAGGUUUUGUUUAAGAAAGGGAUAUUUCCAGAAGUGGACGGUAUACCCUGUGGAGAACUAAUCAGGAGGUGUUGGCACAGUCAAGUUCAUUCAGCCGCGGAGGUACACGUGUCAAUCAUGACUGAAUUACAGAAAAUCUGAGAGAUGAGGCUCUUUGGGUAGAUCUAACCAUUUCGAUAAGAGUCCAACUGUCCAAGAAUGACUAUGACCCUUCAAUAAUGCCUUUUCAACAGAUGCGAUAGGAGGCUCCCGCCUGAUUAAACGCUGGGGUUAUCGUUUCUGCGCUCUGCCUAUGGGUCUACCGAGAAUACCCCUCAUCAUUGCACACAGGGCAAUCGUCCCUCCUUCUUGACGAGCCGACUUCCUUUUCCUUAAGGUCAAUUCCUGUGCAGUCCGAACCACGACUCUCUGCGGUGGUGCAUCUUUUGAUUCGAAUGAAUUGUUUGGCUCGAUGCCCGCAUCUGUAGAUGUACUCCGAAAUUUCCUUGUUACACAUUAUGUAUAUCUGUUGGGGUUCGCUGGGAUUGACGUAGCCGAAGAAGUUGGAGGAGUUCG